GCGGCUAUGGCGAGGGAGAAGCAGCCUGAGGCGGCGGCGGAGGCGGAGGGAGCUCCUGAGCGCUCGUACCGGGAGCAGCUCGACUACCUGAACCCCAUUGCCCAGCCCCUCGCCUCCCGUAAGCUGACGCGCAAGCUCUACAAGUGUAUCAGGAAAGCGGCCAAGCACAAGCAGAUCCGUCGCGGUGUGAAGGAGGUCCAGAAGUUCAUCAACAAGGGAGAGAAGGGGAUCACGGUGCUGGCCGGCGACACGCUGCCUAUCGAUGUGUACUGCCACAUCCCCAUCAUGUGCGAAGACAGGAGCCUCCCCUACGCAUACGUCCCUUCCAAAUCGGACCUGGGAGCCGCAGCCGGCUCGAAGCGCCCGACCUGCGUUAUCAUGAUCAAGCCCCACGAGGAGUACCAGGAGACCUACGAUGAGUGCUUGGAGGAGGUAGAGGCCCUGCCCCUGCCGCUGUGAAGAGCCGGGGACAGGCUGCACCCCGUGGGGCAGUGGCGGGUCCUCGUCCCUCUGCCCGUGGGGCCGUGCACCUCUGUUUUUGGGGACACUGCCGAGGACACUGACUGGGGGGUGGUGAGCGCUGUAGGGGUGAAUAAAGG
Molecule: messenger RNA, 599 nt
Organism: Gavia stellata (red-throated loon)
Lineage: Eukaryota; Metazoa; Chordata; Aves; Gaviiformes; Gaviidae
Gene: NHP2
Product: NHP2 ribonucleoprotein
Exons: 4
Coding region: 7-459 (150 amino acids)
Biological process (GO): rRNA pseudouridine synthesis; snRNA pseudouridine synthesis
Cellular component (GO): nucleolus; box H/ACA snoRNP complex
Molecular function (GO): box H/ACA snoRNA binding
Source: RefSeq, a predicted model, not a curated record